This is a messenger RNA of Jatropha curcas, 2033 nucleotides long. Its product is annotated as Pseudouridine synthase family protein. Gene Ontology annotation, biological process: tRNA pseudouridine synthesis. Lineage: Eukaryota; Viridiplantae; Streptophyta; Magnoliopsida; Malpighiales; Euphorbiaceae. Gene Ontology annotation, molecular function: RNA binding; pseudouridine synthase activity. The record is from RefSeq and is a predicted model, not a curated record.
UUCCGAAGUCCACCCCCGUCAGGCAUCUGUAGACCACACUACUCUCUCUACACGGACCCCUGCAAAAAAAGAGGAGCGAGAGUGCCGGUAACUGCCUUCAGAAAAUUAAUUAGAAUGUCUAGCGAGAGUGAAGCUGCGCACGCUAUUUCACCUGUUGCGGACUCCAACACGACCACCGGCGACGAUGACAUGCAACUCCUGAAUGAAGCUGUUCGUUCUUUGCCUUCUCACGCCGUGAAGGACCUUCUGUCCAUUGGGCUCUUUGACAAGGAAGUAAAGCAGCUGGCUAGGAAACUGAGAGUUUUGCUCCUAGAGUGGACUUCCUCGCUGGUAUGCACCAGAUGCAUCUUUCGGCUAUUUGGAAUCCGUGGACGUAUUUAUUCUUCCUCUUCUCUCUUGCCAUCAAUAAUUUGUAGUAUUCUUGGCGAGCCAACAUGUACAGUUAAGCAUGCAGUGAACUCCAGUUUGAAAGUCGAUGAAGAUGUUAAGGAUCCUUCAAUAUUUAAGGAAUCAGAAGAAACUGAGCCAGAAUUAUGCCGCGUUUGCUUAGGCAUCUUGCAGUUCAUUUACUGUGAUGAUAAAGGAAUAACAGUAAAAAAGAACAGUGCUAUUAAUUUGGCUUUAUCAAUUGCUGAGCUGAUAAAGCGAGAGGGUCAUCAGAUUGAUAGCUUUUCUCUUGAAGUCUCCAUACCACACAUUAUCCUUGAAAACGAACAAAUUGUUCAUUUGUACAUGAAAAAGAAGUAUAGAUCAGAACUUUGGUUCCAAGAAAGACUUUCUAAAUGCAUUUCUGCAAAGGAUGCCUUAAAGUCUGCAAUAGCAAAUCCGCUUGAAAAUUUAUUGGAUGUCAAAUCUGCUCCAGGCUCUUGUCAUAUCCGUCUGACAUACACCCAAGCUAAGCCAUCAGGUACCGCUCCAAAUGUGGUGGAGGGAGGUGAAGGUUGCAAGAGGAGGAAAACAGACACUGAUGCUGAUUUGGAAUCUAUUAAUGAUAAGUUAUUGGAGGCUGGCAACGAAUGUUUUGAUUCAUCCAAAGCCAAAGGAAAUGUUUUCUCUGAGAUUUUUUUUAAUGGUUUGGAAGAUCAUGAAUCUUCUGAGUGCGUCAUAUUCCCCAGGGACAAGGUCAAUGCACCCUGCCACUUGGUUUUUCUUUGCUACAGGACACCUAUAUACUUUGGUGGAAGAUACCUGAAGUUUUCAAGGAAUGUGAGUCAAACACGUUGGAUCAUUGAUGAUGAAAGAAUGGGAGAAACAUCCAUUGAGGAGAUCAUAGGUGGCAACAUUCUUCCAAUGUGUCAGGGUGACAGUUACAAGUUUCAUGCUGCUGGUAGAGAGGAUAUCGAUGUUCGAAUGCUGGGUUCUGGUAGGCCUUUCCUGGUUGAGAUACAAAAUGCCCGCCUAGUCCCAUCUGAGUCUCUUGUGAAAGAAAUAGAAACAAAGAUAAAUAACUUCAAUACUGAAUUGGUUGGGGUUAGAAAUCUUAAGAUCGUAGGCAAUCAGGGUUGGAAUCUGAUGCAUGAAGGGGAAGCAGAAAAGCAGAAGCAAUAUUGUGCACUAGUAUGGAUUUCGCGCCCAAUUGAAGACCAAGAUUUGCACUCUAUCAUUAACCUCAAGGACUUGCAAAUUUUGCAGAGAACACCAAUAAGGGUGCUCCACCGUCGGAGUCCACUAGAACGUGAAAAGAUUGUACAUUGGAUGAAAAUAGAAACAAUUGCAGAGAGCUCUCAAUAUUUUCUUUUGCAUCUAUGUACCCAGGCUGGGACAUAUAUCAAAGAAUUUGUUCACGGAGACUUAGGACGUACGCAUCCAAACAUUGGAUCAAUUCUAGGAUGCAGAGCAGAAAUCCUGCAACUUGAUGUUACAGGAGUGAAAAUGGACUGUUUCCUGGCCGAAUGAGUUGGAUCAAUUCUAUUGUCUGUUUUUUUUUUUACCUGUCUACUUCUCGCUGUUUCUCUGCUGAUAUGGAAAACUCUGAAUCUUGGGUUUGAGAAAUUUUCUAAAAAGGCCGAUUCACUCCAGUAGUUGCAGUGUUA